Stylonychia lemnae is the source of this 360-nucleotide messenger RNA. Lineage: Eukaryota; Ciliophora; Spirotrichea; Sporadotrichida; Oxytrichidae. The record is from the annotation of a GenBank genome assembly.
AUGGAUGCUUCUUACAAAAGACCUACUAGAAAGUUAGAUGACGAAGCUCAGGUCCUAUUUGAAAAUCAAGAUGCUAGAGUUAGAGGUGGACACGAUGAAGCACUUAAGACUCUCUAUGAUUAGUCUGUUUCUUUUAAAAAUGAUCUAGCUGAUCUCCGACAGAGAGUUAAGGGGCUCUCAGGUGCUUCUGCAAAGUACAAUGGAAAAGUUGAUGAAUUUGAAGCUGAGUUGAAAGAAUUUGGAAGAAAAAAUGAGCAACUUCAAAAAGAAAAAACAUAUGGAAACAGAAAUAUCCCUGAUAAAUAACAAAACAUAAGGGAUUUGUAGGGUGAAUUCUACAAAAUAUUCAAUAAACACUGA